Molecule: messenger RNA, 11742 nt
Organism: Cercocebus atys (sooty mangabey)
Lineage: Eukaryota; Metazoa; Chordata; Mammalia; Primates; Cercopithecidae
Gene: AP5M1
Product: adaptor-related protein complex 5, mu 1 subunit
Exons: 8
Coding region: 408-1880 (490 amino acids)
Biological process (GO): endosomal transport
Cellular component (GO): late endosome; cytosol; AP-type membrane coat adaptor complex
Source: RefSeq, a predicted model, not a curated record
ACGCCGGAAGUGGAACUGCGCGCGUCCCGGAGGUUGUCGGGAGGGGCCAGUGAAGAAAACCAGCUGCUGGCGAUCCGAAAAGAGGCUCGACGCUACGGUAUAUGAGGAACUUUGAUCCUUGCGGGCCACCGUUCCGGAAGUGGAAUUUAGAGGAAGAAAGUACCGGAGUUGCAGGGGAUAGGUAAAUUUCUCAACGUUAUAGGUUGGGGUUCUUAGAACUUUUUGUGGUGUGUGUUGAGCUAGAGCGACUCAGAGGUGUUAGUUACCUCACCUAAAAAUAACCUCUCUGCUGAGCGCGACCGGUUUGUGGCGCAAGAUGAGCCUUGGGGCUUCUGAGAAAGCCGGUCUGCACUGUUCCUCGGUGGCGACCUUAAUUAUGAGAUGAGUUAAUGCUUCACUGACUUACCAUGGCGCAGCGGGCAGUGUGGCUUAUAAGUCACGAACCGGGAACUCCACUUUGUGGCACCGUGAGAUUCUCCAGGCGGUAUCCAACGGUUGAAAAACGAGCCAGAGUCUUCAAUGGAGCAAGUUAUGUGCCUAUUCCCGAAGAUGGUCCCUUUCUUAAAGCACUGCUCUUUGAACUUAGAUUAUUGGAUGAUGAUAAAGACUUUGUUGAGAGUCGUGAUAGCUGUUCACGCAUCAAUAAAACAUCCAUUUAUGGACUCUUGAUAGGAGGUGAAGAACUCUGGCCAGUUGUCGCUUUUCUGAAGAAUGACAUUAUAUAUGCUUGUGUUCCACUAGUUGAACAAACUCUGUCCCCUCAUCCGCCAUUAAUUAGUGUUAGUGGAGUUUCACAAGGCUUUGAAUUUCUUUUUGGGAUACAGGAUUUUCUUUAUUCAGGUCAAAAAAAUGACUCUGAGCUAAAUACAAAAUUGAGCCAGUUGCCUGACUUGCUUCUGCAGGCUUGUCCAUUUGGCACUUUAUUAGAUGCCAACUUAAAGAAUUCAUUAGAUAAUACCAAUUUUGCAUCUGUGACUCAGCCACAAAAACAGCCAGCUUGGAAAACUGGAACGUACAAAGGAAAACCACAAGUUUCUAUUUCUAUCACUGAAAAGGUAAAAUCCAUGCAAUAUGAUAAACAGGGUAUAGCGGAUACAUGGCAAGUUGUUGGAACAGUGACUUGCAAGUGUGAUUUGGAAGGAAUCAUGCCAAAUGUUACCAUCAGCUUGAAUCUCCCCACCAAUGGAUCUCCACUUCAAGAUAUUCUAGUUCAUCCUUGUGUAACUUCUCUUGACUCUGCAAUUCUGACUUCUAGUAGUAUUGAUGCAAUGGAUGACUCUGCAUUUAGUGGGCCUUACAAAUUUCCAUUGACUCCACCUUUAGAGUCAUUCAACUUAUGCUACUACACUUCCCAGGUCCCUGUCCCACCAAUUUUGGGAUUUUAUCAAAUGAAGGAGGAAGAAGUACAACUAAGAAUAACCAUUAAUUUAAAACUUCACGAAAGUGUGAAAAAUAAUUUUGAAUUCUGUGAAGCUCAUAUACCUUUUUACAAUAGAGGUCCAAUUACACAUUUGGAAUAUAAAACUAGUUUUGGCCAGCUCGAAGUAUUUCGAGAGAAAAGCUUACUGAUCUGGAUUAUUGGCCAGAAGUUCCCAAAAUCAAUGGAAAUUAGUCUUUCUGGAACUGUAACUUUUGGAGCCAAGAGCCAUGAGAAGCAGCCAUUUGACCCAAUUUGUAUUGGAGAAACAGCAUAUUUAAAGCUUCAUUUUAGGAUCUUAGAUUACACACUCACUGGGUGUUACGCAGAUCAGCAUUCAGUUCAAGUUUUUGCAUCAGGAAAACCAAAAAUAAGUGCAUACCGGAAACUAAUUUCUUCUGAUUAUUACAUCUGGAAUUCUAAAGCCCCCGCUCCAGUAACAUAUGGAUCAUUAUUACUGUAAUAGUCUCAUGUUUAAAUGGGAUUAUAUAAUGAUAACAGUUUGAAGGAAAUCAUAAUCUUAUAUUUUUAAUGUGGAUGCAUAGAACCUGUGAGUGAAAAAUCACUGAAUGAUUUAAUUGUAAAAGUAGUCUUAUUUGGUGUUUGUAGUCUGAUAGAACUUGAAAGGGUGUUUUAAAAGCUAAUGUCUCCAAUUUUGUUAACCUUUGAUUUUAUGCCAGUAUAAUGCAGAACAUAGAAAAGUAAUGAUUCACUUGGGCUCAUUUUAGACUAGUCCUGGGUCACCCUGCCACACUUGUUUCUUAGUGUUUCUGUGGCAGACAUUGCUAAUCAAUUAUAGCCCUUUUCUGUACUGAGCCUUGGAUAAAGGGUCAGGCUCCUUUUCAGUUCAGAGAUUCAGGGUUGUAGAUGAUGUGCAAUAUAAAAACUAUUUUCUCUUCCACAUCUAAGUACUAAGCUCCUAGUAUAAGGUGUUGUUGCAGAAUACCAGAGGCCAUGUUAGAAACAACUACAUCUCUUCAAAAAACAGCCAACAGAGACAAAGGAAAAGUGUUUAAGUAGUAACCUGUUCUUCUUAAUCAGAACUAUCCUAUUGACUAAUAAAGAAUCUGCAUAAUUCUACUUUUCUACUUAAGGUGUGUAAUCUCUGUUCGAGAGUUAGUUUUUAAGUAAGCUUGUUAAUCUGCCACAAUGACAUUUUGCUUAGGAUGUCAGUAGCCAUAUUAAGAUGUGUGGAAUAGCUUCAGAAAAGGAUCAUAGUGUUUUGUAAUCGUUUAAUGUCUGCAGCUAAAUUUUUAAAGGUAAUUUAGAUCUAAUACUGCUCUUUCUGUGUCUUAUUAAGUUAAAAUUAAUGAAUGAAUUCUGGAAAGAAAUUCAAAGGCACUCUGUGGGUAGAGAGUAUCAUUUAAGCUUAUUUUAGUCACAUGUAGUAUAUAUCUCCUUAAAGCUGUCACUCUCACUUUCUUACCAUUCUCUUGAUUUCUUCAGAAACCAUCUAAUCAUCUUUAUUCUCUACCUACUUCUGCAAUUAUAUGUCAUAUUAUGUUUUCAGAGCAGUUCAUUGUCAAGUUGGACUUUAAGUGACCAUUCAAGAAAAGAUGAAAUCUCACGAACCUCAAAACUUCAUUCAUGUCUUUUUACAGAUUAGAAAAAAAUAUGCAUUAAAGAUUAAUACUCAAUUUGAUAAUAUCUUGGGUUCUGUUUUUUAAUGAGUCUUCUAAGGAAAAGCUUAGAAAAUUUGCUAACUCCUCAAAAAAGAGCAUGAUAGUUUAAAGGGAUUGUGCAUAUAAAUUUAGGAUUUGAAAUAUGAUUUUUUAAUUAAGGUCAGUCCUACUCAUAAACUCAUUUUCUGCAAAGCAUUAUCAUGGCAUAAGGUUCUGUGUUCAAAAUUAUCCCAAGUAACAAAGAAAAAAGAAUAAUUGCCUGACCAGGACUUUAACUUGUUAUUCUAGCUUAAUCAUAGAUAAUCAGCAGUGAAAACUUUCCUUUAGAAAGAAGAAAAUAUCAUUCCCUGUAAGUUAUUUGAUCUCUCUUAAACUCAAAUAAAACUUAACAUUUCACUUAUGUUGAUAAGUUAAUGGUAAUGGAGCCAUUUGGAAUCUUGAUUGUAUAAAUGUUUACCAAAUACACUAAGGUAAGCAAGAGGCAUUUAUCUAGUGAGUAGGCGAAGAUUUAAUAUAAUAAUCCCCUAGGCAAAAGUUUAUAAGCAGUUAGAAAAAUCAGUGAAUCUUCUAUUUGGCAUUUCUAGAAACCGGAGGAAAAUCUAGGGUGUCCUGGAAAAGUGAUGAGGUGUUGGGGAACCUGAUGCCAUCUGUUGCCAUUCCAUUCUAACAUAGUGCUACAGAACUGAACCAACUUAGGUUUUCAUCCCAUUGAGAUCAGCUGGGCACACUGUGAUGCUUUUGAUUUUGUCUAGAAACCUGUCACUUCAGGAUAAUUUCUGAAGACAGAGUCUGUUUCCCGUUUGGUAGGUGACCUGUUUAAUGUUUUCCCUGUGUCUGGGAACUCCUUAGUGUAAUUAGCGACCUUUGAACUCCACAACUAAUCCUGAGCUAUUUUGUAUUCCUUACUCAUCUUUAAGGCUGGACCUUUCUUUUCUUCAGAGUCCGCUGCCACAAUUAAAGAAGAAACAGCUGCAUUUCAAAGGGAUUCCGAUUCCAGAAGCUUAAUCGUGAUUGACAUGUUCUUAUUCUAAGCUAUAAGACACUCUAAGAGUCCUUUCUUGGGUUAAAACUUCAAUCAUUUUCUAAAAAAUUAUCUCACUAUGGAUUUUAUUCAUUUUCUUUGAUAACUAUUCUUUGCAUUUUUUAACUUGAAAGAUGCUUUGCGUUUGCAGUGCAUAUGAGCAACUACUUCCAGUGAAAGAUUUGGAUACUGUCAGACCUUCUCUAGAUGCAAAAUUGCUAAAUUCCCUUUUAGUGCCAAAAUAUGAUUAUGAAAUCUGAUGUCUAUCACAUAGGUAAUUAUUCUUCAAUAAAUUCGAAAGGUUAAAAAAAAAAGUGUUAAAUUUUUUAGAAUGAACUCCAGAAAAGAUGGUUCAUGAUUUUGUAAACCCUUUUCUCCGUUUUUUACUAAACAAUAUUUUAAAAACUUUUUAAAGCCAGCAAUAUAGUACUCAGGCCAUAUACCCUUACAGUAGUGGCAUUUUUUUUUUUUUUUACUUUUUAAGCAAUUGAUUCAAAUGUCAAGUUUGAAGUAGUCUUGUCAGGAAUUCCGAUGACAAUUAUUUGUUUAAAAAAAUUUUUAUAUUAAACAUUAGUCUGUCUCAUAAAAUAGUUUUCAUUUUUUCAUACCAAUUCAGUAUUUCUACUGGAUUAAAAUUAUUAUGGUGUUUUUAUACAUUGUAUGAUUUAAGAUCUUUCAAGGCAGACAUUUAUACUUAGUCACAAUUGCCAAUUUUUUUUGGUUUUUGUUAUAGUAUUUCAAAAUACUUCAUAGACAUUGAUAAACUGCUACACUAACCCUGGGAGCUAGGUAGGUGGAAUUAUCAUCCAGGACUUCUGUAGGGACUGCUGCCACAACAGAAUGGUUGUUCCUAAGACAAAGGUCAAAAAAAGGGGUGUUAAUAAACAGUCCUCAGGUUUAAGGGACUUUUUUAGGAUUACAUCUUAAAUUCCAACAAAUCAGAUUUAGGAGUUACUGAAAGUGAAAUUGAUCCAUCCCUCAUCCAAACUUUGCAAUACUUUCCUGUUCUGACAUCAUUUAGAUAGUUAGCUGUAUUAUCAGAUUAGAAACCAUUGUACCAGGCUGCUGAAAGGAAAAGGAGGCAAAAAGCUAAACAUGGGAUGAAUUCUGAACCUUUUAACCUGGCUGAAGUACGUUGGUCCCUGUUAUGCAAAUACCUUCAAUCCUCUGCUAAGUUCAGUGGAAAUAAUUUUCUUGAAUGACAGGUUUAUUCAGCAAGGAUUCAGUUGGUGAUUAAUCCCCCUUUGAUCUAGGGUAUUUCACUUAACUACCAGUUACCUCGUUCUGACAAAGUGCAACUGAGAUUAGGGAGAUCACUAGAACACUACCAGGGUGUGCGUUUAUUCUCUAUAACCUUUUAAAGCAAGGGCCAAGAAUGCAAUUUAUUUUCAGUAUUUGAAGAUGUAAAGUCCUGUCUGCUAAGUUAGAAAGUCAAUUGAAUACCAAAUGAAGUUUAUUUCUUACGUAAUAGAACAAACAUUUCUUUUUGCUUUGCCUAACAAUGAUAUUAGGAAACAUAGGCUUUGAAGAAAGAAGAAACAAAGACUACAUUCUAAGUAUUGCUUCUAGUUUUGUUUCAUGCACUAGAGUAUACUUACUGGCCCUGAGAUAACCCAAAAAUCAAAGCAGUGGCUAUAACUUAGGCUGAGAAAAUGCUUCUGUUUUAUUAAGCUGCGUGGUUUCUUCUCACCUUUCCCCCUACCACCACCACCACCACCAUUAGAAAAUGUCAUACUGUGUGGUAAAGAAAUCCAGUUGAGGAAAAUGUGUUGUGGUACACGGUUAUCCACCUUAAGACUAAUGAUUUUGAAGCUUUGUUAACUAUUUCUUUUCUUGAGGCAAAGGAGCUUCUUAUGUUUCCAUUAUAAGAAUAAUUGCAUUCAUUUUCAGGACGCUUUUUUUUUAAAAAAAAAAAUGACAGCAUUACCAAAAUACUCGAGUAAUUAAAUUUUUUCUGCCUGCCUUUCUCUCAGUUAUCUGAGUACCUCUUCUUCCAUAAUUUUAAAUUUUGAAAUAUUACAUGGGAUUUUGCACAGUAUUUUGAGAAAAAAAUUUAAGAUCAUGUUUCAUGCUAGGUUUCUCAAUUUGCUGUUUAAAACUGUUUCAAUAGUAAUGUCAGUCUUUAUCUUGCAAGAUGUCAAAUCAGAGGAUUUAUUCCUCCAGUAUAUUUUAAGACCUUUAAAAAAAAAAGUAUACUGAUUUGUCACAAAAUAUGUUUUUAAAGAUUAGAUUUUGAUUAAUGAUUGAAUUAUAAGCAAAGCAUUUUAAUGCUUAGUAAUUACUAUUCUAGUAGUAUUUUACAAUACAAGUGAUGUAUUUAGGUUAUUAUACUUUUUUUUGGCUCAGACUUUUUGCGAUCUAAUUUAUAAAUUGAAACAAUGACUCAAAGAAGUGCAUAUCUAACUUAUGUUUGUGCCAAGCCAGCCUCCUCUAGUUUCAAUUUAAUAACUAGUUUCAAAAUAUAUUUUGAUAGCAAGUUCCUAAACCACAACAAAAUUGCGGAUCAGGAAAAAUAUAAGAUGCAGUAUUCUAUAAAGAUAGAGGGCAGGUUUCCAUUGGCUAUGUUGCUAAGAAACUAGUGUUUUUAAUCAUUACACUCCAUGCAGUUAUAUUUAUUCAAUAAAACAGGGUAUAUUUUGAAAUUGACCAUCAUAGAAUAUGUAUAUAUACACACAACAUACAUAUACAAGUAUAUGAAUUUAUGUAAAUGUAUACAACACUAGUGUGUCUGACUUGAUGGGUUUCCCUGUGAAACAUGUCGGUAUCAUGUAAGAUAAAGAAUAUUUUAAGGUCAAAUAUUCAAAUAUCUUUCCUCCAAACACAGUAUUAGUUAAUAGUAGUGAAAGGAUUCAUUAAACUGAAAAUUGCCAAGGAACUCAUGAGUUGGUGAUUGAAACAAAGUGAUUAAAACUCUUAUGACCUGAAGUCUUUCCAACUAGCCUCCAACUUUCCUCACCAGCUGUUUUAUGGAUGUAACAUUAGUGUUUGUGUAUAGCCUGGAACAAUACAAAGCUGUACCUGUAUCACUAGUUUCUUGCCUUAUAAGCAGGAUACUGCAAGGGCUGGUUGAUUUUUCUAAUGCCCUGGCCAAUCUGUAUAAUUGACAUCAGUGUAUUGUUAAUGUGUGAUGCACAAGCAUUUACAGAUGGACAAAUACUCCACACUAAAAACCACCUGCUGAAUUUUUUUUCCAGUAGGAUGUGAAAAUUUGCAUUUCUAAUCUGUCAGACAUUUAAAGUCAAAACUGCAUAUUUCCUUUAAAUGGCCUCUUUUAAAUAUUUUAUGUUUAUAAAUUUUGUUAUAAUGAAAAAAUUUUAAAUUAGUUAUUCCUCUUAAAUUUUUACUUUUUCCUUCAAGGGACUUGGGUGCCCUCUGCAGGUUAUAAAGAGAUAAUUAGUGACUAUAUUUUAAAACCCUGUGAUUUUUCUCUUUCAUACACAUAGCCUGCUUACACCCAAUUUCAAAGAAAGUGUGAGCUAAUUUAUUUAAGUUAACUCUUAUUAAUUUGCCAGUGGUUGAAGUUGGAGUUUCUUUUCUCCACUAGUUUUAUAGGUGUGUUUAGUGUGAAGAAUGUGAUACCAUUGAACUUCCAGACUACUUAGCUGGAGCUCUUUAAAUGUUGGAACUGUAGUAAUACACAUUCCCUCACAGAAGGGAGAUUGGGAAAAUAGCUAUUUUGAAAUUUAUUGCAAAUGUAGGGAAUAGCUUGUUUCCCAUUACGUUUUUAGAAUAUUACACAUUUGGAGUAAGCCUUGCUUUUUCAACAGUCGUCAUGUAAAAUUACAUGAAAGAAAAUAAUUUGAAAAUUACACAAGAUUUCUCUUCCUUGAUCUUGUUGAUGAUGAUUAUUGUGUUCUAGCUCAAAAAGCAGACCUUCUCAGAAUUGCUUAUUUUUUUAAAAAGUGAGUACUAAACAGAUAAUGCGUAGGUACUGCCCAUUGCAGACAUAGGUCUACUAAACUAGAAAGAGUAUUUGAAGAGCAAAAGGCAAAGGUUUCCUCACCAUCCUGUGGAAGUACAUGAGUUACUCCUUUCAGUAUGCCUAUACUUUCUCAACAGGUGUAGCAAAUUUGUUUCUGAAGGACAUAGGAGUUCAUUUUUUAUAUGAAACUGUAGAACUGGAGUGGUAAUGGCACUUCUGAUUCAAUUAACUUAGUUGGUGAAGCUGCCAGGGAAGCUAAAUAUGAUGAGAACAAGAGGAAUGACUGGGUCAAAUUAAUAGAAAUAGAUCUUUUUGCAAGCAACAUAAUGAUUCUGAUCAUCAACCUUGAAAAGUAAAUUAGAACAAGCAAAUUGCUGUUGAAAAAUUCUUUCAGCACUCUGCUGUUGCUACUCAGCUAGUCAUAGCUCAGCCAGAGGGAAGGAAAAAAUGCACUCAGUUUUGCAUUAACAAAGGAAACAUUAUUAAAGUGAAUGUUUACAUUGUGUUUAUUGAAGUGUUGAAAGAAUAUUUGUUGCAUCUUCAAGCAACCUGCUGCUCUCCAGACUUACAGUGCAUGAGUGAUAAUAAAAAUGAGUCAGUCACUUGUACAUUUUAGAAAAUAAAUAACUUUUAACAUAAUAUUUCUCAACUAUGUUAGUUCAAAAUAUUUAAGUGCCAAAUUUAAUGUUACCUUCUCUGCUAAAGAUUUUUGUCUCUAGGAAAUAUAUUCCAUCAAAAAAAAAAGAAAAGAAAAGAAACUCUCUAUUUAUUUAUUUGAAUAUACCUUCCAGUUACUUCCAGAUGCUUUAUGUAACUUUCCUCCCAGAAGCUACAAUACAUAAGAAAUAAUAAGCUGAAAAUAAUCAAAAAAUGAAAACAAUUGUGAAAUUACUGAAAUGGGUAUGUAAUAUAUGCACUGGAGAAAUACCAGUUGAUUACUGUGAUAACUUUUGAGUGCUGCAGUUAUUUUGAACUAUCUCAUAAAGACUACAUUGAGAAUGAAAAAGCCAUUGAACAAUAGGUGUACCAAUUUGACCUUUAAAAGUUCAAUCUUUAUUAUAUGCAUUGGUAAGUGGGAAAGUUAAUAAUUAAAAAUUUAGAAAGAAUUUUAGCCUUUACCUUUUUAAAAUGAACAAUUUAAAUCACUCUUACACUUUAGAAAUUGAAAUAUAGUAUUUAACAGGGAUUAAAAUGUUUUACUUGGUCUCUUAGUGUUAUUGAAUACAAGUUUAGUAUUCUGUAAUCCCUUAUGGAUUGGCUGAUUUUUGAAGAACUAUUUUCUUAGAUUUACCAACAGGACAAGUUGUCGGCCUUUUCCCACAUUUCAACCUAAAAAUGGUAUCUAUCGCAGUUAUCAAAGAUUAGCCCUUAAGAAACUCUUAGCCUGUUACUUUAUUACUUACCAUUUCUAUAAUAUGUAUGUUUACAGAGCAUCAUAUAUUUUAAGUCUAGAAUCAAUAAAAAGUUGUCUUUGUCAAUAAUGAAAAAAUUUUUAAUCUAAAAUAAAGUAGAUGUCACGCCUCUAAUUCUGCUUUUGCUAAGGCAAUCAUCAGUAGAAGUGGUUAGUAAUAUUUGUUGCUUGUUAACUAACUGGAGCCAGAGGACUUUUUAAUAUGAAUAACAGUGGUCUCGUGCCAUAAGUAUUUAUUUCCCUCAUACAUAUUAAAAUAGCACAUUAUUUUAUUUAAUAUUUAAGGCCUAAGCAAUUGAUCAUAAGGUAUGGCUUGGAAUUUAAAACUGCUGAGCAGUAUGGUUCAGAGGGAGACCUUAAUUUGGUCAAUAAAAAUUCAUAAUUAAUGUUAAGCUUUGUGCUCAUGUUAUAUGCUACUCUGGGAUUAGACAUAAAGACAAAAAACAGUUCCAUAUUUUGAAGGAUAUAUUCUGCCUCCUGCAAUGUAUUAGUAUUGUAGUGUAGAAGACUAUUUCUAUAUGUUGUUAGUACAGAAACUGCCCAAAAAGGUGAUGGUGGAAGUCUACCUGCUAGUUAAAGGGCACGCCGCAGGGGCAGCAUGUCCCCAUGGGUCUAUCUCUAGCAAACGGAAUCCUGGAAACUUGAGCACCUGAUAGAGCAGAAGGAAAGAAAGAUUAUAGGAAGUAUAUUUAUUCAUGAGAGAGAAUUUGGUUUUGCCUCCAGAUGUUUGAGAGAGAAUUGGUUUUGCCUCAGAUCCAAACAUCUGGAUACAUAGGGUAAAUGUAAAUGGCUAAUGAAAGUGAUUACUAUUGUAUUUGAUUUGAUAUUUAAUUUAUUAGACUGAAAUACUAAAUUAAAUACAAAAAAACUCCUACAUACAGAGUAUGCGUUUCUCCCAUUGAUUCCCCUCCUGCCUCCUUCACUGAUUUUGAAUGUGUGCUCAAUUUGCUAGUAUGAGAUUUACCUCUGCCUUAUCAGUGAAGAAAAUAUGAUAUCUAUAUAGAAUUAUAAGGAAAAUAUAUAUGUGAAGAAAUGUUAUGUAAUCUAACAUUUAUAUGCUAAUGUGUCUUAGAUUUACCAACUAUCCUAAUGUGUAGUCCAUUGAUAAACUAAAUUUUUCUUUAGGAUAGUUCACAUCCAGUAGAACUUCUACCUUGGAACACAUUCUUAGCCUUGUUCAUUUUGAAUAUGUGUGUGUGUGCAUGUGUGGAAAACAAGAAAAAUACAAGCUCUAGAGCAGUGGCCUCACACUGGUUUAUAUUAGUGUGCCAGUCUUUCCCCUACCUCCCUAAUAUUUCGAACCUCUUGUGGACCAUGACAUUCAUUUUCAUACCUUCAGAUUUCCGGUGCCACCAGAAACACAAAAGCAGCUUAGUGUUGAUUUAGCGAAGUAGCAAAAUGUUAAAUACAUAAUAAAGCAGAUUGUCCUGUCACCUAAAACAAAUUAGUGAUGUUUGAGUAACUAGGGUUUUGCAUGUGUGUAUAGAAAGGCCAUUGUGCAAACAGUGGUUCAUUCUGUAUUGGGCACAGGUGAAUUCUGCCCUGUGAUUGCCAUCUUUAUAGCACUUUUCAGAGAAUUUGUUGCCAUUUAUGACACUGAUCUUCAGACACACUUUGUAGUGCCUUGGCUUAAACUGUCAGACUGGCAACAGCUGAGGCUGCCCAUCAUAGGACACAUUGCUUGCAGUUACGCUUCAGUGAACCUUAAAACAUUUGGCACUCGUAUGUUAGAAAUGUCCUUCUGAAACUCACUCUACAACAGCUUUGUGGGCUCCCUACUAUUUGCUAGAGUCAAUCCUGAUUUUGUUUGGCAUAAUACGACCUGGUAUGCUAUGACUCUCCUAUAAAACCACAGCUUUCAGCGGUCCUUGUGUACUAAUGAAAUGGAAUUGCCAGUAUCCAAAAGUUCCAAGUGAUUAUUUAGAACAUUUCCAUUAACCAUAAAGGCAAAGUGGUAUAGAGAAAAUAAUACAGUCUUUGAAGUCACACAGACCUGAUUUCAAAUCCCAGCUCUGCCAUUUACAAGCUGGGUGGUCUUGGAUAAAUUACUUAACCUCCGUGGUCUUCAGUUUCCUCCCAACUUUGUAGGGUUAUUGUGAGCCUUGAAUGAUACUAAGUUAUAAGUGCAUAGGUAUUCAAUCAGUGUUCAUUCUCUUCUGUAUUAAAGAUUCAUAAUGACCUUUUCAUGGAACUGUCUCUACCUAUAAUUAUGUGAUUGUGCCUUCAGAUUAUCAAAAUUAGAUGAAUUGUCCAUGUGCCCUUGGUUUUGAAUGUUCAACUCUGUAUUGCAGAAUGCCUACUCAGUUGCUUGAAUGGGUCUUGGAGUUAAUAAAAUGGCUGUAGAAUUGA